Acanthosepion pharaonis is the source of this 453-nucleotide messenger RNA. NCBI's taxonomy places the organism in Eukaryota, Metazoa, Mollusca, Cephalopoda, Sepiida, Sepiidae. The record is from the annotation of a GenBank genome assembly.
AUGUUUUCUCUUCCCUCUGAUCCUUCUAUCUUUUUCUAUUCAUGCUGGUUUUCCAUCUUCCCUCUGAUACUUCUGUGUUCUUUUCUAUUCAUGCUGGCUUUUCUCUCUUUUUUCUUCAUGAUGGAUUUUUUUCUGAUCCUUCUAUCUUUUUCUAUUCAUGCUGGUUUCCUUCUGUGUUCUUUUUUUUCUAUUGUCUUUUUCUCUUCUGAUCCUUCUGUGUCUUUUCUAUUCAUGAUGGCUUUUUUUCUCUUCCCUCUGAUUCUUCUAUCUUUUUCUAUUCAUGCUGGUUUUCCAUCUUCCUCUGAUCCUUCUGUAUUUUUUUUCUAUUCAUGCUGGCUUUUCUCUCUUCUUUCUGAUCCUUCUGUGUCUUUUUCUCUUCAUGAUGGAUGUUUUCUCUUCCCUCUGAUCCUUCUAUCUUUUUCUAUUCAUGCUGGUUUUCCAUCUUCCCUCUGA